CUAAACACACAUACACGUAUGAUCUAAGUGUGGAGAGUGAUUUUUUUUUUUACGUUUUAAUACAUAUAUCAUUGACGUAGAUAGUGGGGUUUAAAUAUAACGUAUAGGAACCUUUCAGUGCAAAAUAUUUUUCGAACAGGAAUAAACGAGAAACUGUUCAUGACAGAAAAUACAAGUAUGUAGGUGCCCAGAGCUAGCCAAAGAAACAUCAGCGGGUUUCCAUUGUUACAGCUUGUAGUCGCUGGUACCUGAGAAAAUAACAAGUGGCUUCCAGAAUCGGAUUUUUAUCUGGCACGCCGAGUGCCAUGCUAAACCGGCAGACGGUUUGGGAAUGUCUCGCCCUUCUGUUGGUGGCAUGUCAGUCAGUCACGGCCGGAACAUCGCCAACAAUAACAAACUCGGCAGUGACGACACUGAAGGAAUACCAGGCCACGCCCACCACCAUCACGUCCAUCACGUGCACUGACCCUGACCUUGCAGGUGUUGUGGUCAGCGGCUCCAUAUCCCCGACAACCAACUGUGUCAGCUGUUUCAUCGUCGUGCCAACAGAUCUAGCGCAGGGCGAGUAUGAGCUCCAGUUCUACCCCUCCGUGGCCACGCUCAACUUUAACGAAGUGCCGGAGUAUGACAUCACCUUGAGCUGUAACGACGGCACUGAUCCCAUUACGACCAAACACAUCUAUGUCAGACUCAUACCCAACUCUGCUCCAUACUUCACCAACGGUCUCACGGAUUCCUUCAUCUGGUCCAACACGAAGACGACCACCGCCCUGACCCCCCUGUACACCAUAUCUGCGGCUGACCCCGACGGUGACCCCAUCUACUACACACUCAAGACCACGCCCACUUCAUCAAACUUCGCCGUCAAUUCACUGGGUCAGAUUUACGCGGUCAAUGACCUCAGCUCAGAGUGUAACGACAAGAUGACCUUUGAAGUCCGGCUGUCAGACGGGAAGAUAACAAACGUGGGUCCACAGGUCAUCACGGCCACACUCAGCGGCGCCAACCAGACGCCCAAGAUCACGAACCUUGACGCGACAGCUCGCUGGCCUGAAGACACGGCCGUGUCGACCUCUCUCAUCAACCUUGACGUCGUGGACGACUCGGGUUCAACGACCUUGUCCUUCACCACCAGCCCAACCAGUGCCCUCAGUCUCUUCGAUAUCAGCGGUACUUCCGUGGUCCUCAAGUCUAAGUUGGACUACGAGAGCUACCUGCUGCAGCGCCCGCUCCUCAUCGUCUCGGCCACCGACGGCUACUGCACGUCCAAGUCCUACACCUACACCGUCAGCGUCACCGACGUCAACGAGCCGCCCGUCAUCUCACCCGACAACCAGAUCCUAGAGGUGUACGAGGGCGAUAUCAACUUGGACCCCAAGUGGACAACCACUGACCCUGAUGCCGGGGACACCCUGACCUACUCCAUCAAAAGCUCCAGCCCCACGGGCACAUCCACGAGACUAGUGACUGACCCCACCACGGGGGUCAUCAAGUCAGUGGUGGACUACGAUGUUGACCAGAGUGCCAUGUCAGCCACUGUCACACUAACUAUGCAGGUGAGCGACUCGGGGCUGCUGAAUGACACGACAACCUUGACCCUUCACAUCCUGGACGCCAACGACAACGCCCCCAUCUUCUCCACGGGGCUCGUUGAUCAGUUCUUCACGGUCACAGAAUGUUCCAGCACAGGCAUCAAGCUAGGGGCCGUGUCAGCCACAGACAAGGACUCGACUUUCCAGGACAACAACGUGAUCACGUACAGCAAGAGUGCAGGAGGAACUGGCGUGACCAUCACGCCUGCUGGUGACGUCAUCCUAGACAGUGUGUCUGCAGCAGGGACCAGCGCCACCUACACGGUGGUGGCCACUGACCACGGCGUCUACCCAGGGGCACUGUCCAGCGUCAUCCCGGCCACAGUCACAGUCAGCUUCACACCUUGUCCAACGACGACCACCACUACGACAACCACCACAACCACGACGCCAACCACGACUACAACGCCAACGACAACCACCCCCAAGGCAUCUUCCUUCUCAACCUCGGAUAAUCUCUGGUGGAUUAUCCUUUCGGCUCUCUUCGGCACGGCAUUUGUAGGUGUGACUGCCUGGCUGUGCCUGAGUCGGGUCAGGCCUUUCUGUGCUGGCAACAUCCCCCGGGGUCACUGGUCACGUGGGUGUAGCGGCAGAUGUGGGGGAGACAUGUGCAAACGUAAGAAAGUCCCAAAAGUUCCCAAAUCAACACGUGUUAUUGACAUAAAGCCCAAGCCGGAAGGAAUCGCACCCGGCAACGGAAACGCUGGAUUCUGGAAAGAAAGAUUUCGAGACGAAAACUACAAAAACACCCCAGACAGAGACGCAGUACCUGAGCCAGCAAACUAUGAAACGACUGAAGACGAUUUCGUGGAGGCCAAACCCAAACAUGACGCGUCACUUCCGGAUGUGGAGAACCCGGAUAUUAACAGUGGUCGCGUCUGGAGCAGCAAUGUCAACAUGAACUACGGCAGGGUCAACCCCAGAUAUGACGAUGGUAUCCUGUGAUCUGGUCAUGCCCAUCUGUAGGGAGGGUGGAGAGUAGAUCUGUAGAGAGGGUGGAGAGAUCUGUAGGGAGGGUGGAGAGAUCUGUAGAGAGGGUGGAGAGAUCUGUAGAGAGGGUGGAGAGAUCUGUAGAUAGGGUGGAGAGUAGAUCUGUAGAGAGGGUGGAGAGAAGAUCUGUAGGUAGGGUGGAGAGAUCUGUAGAGAGGGUGGAGAGAAGAUCUGUAGAGAGGGUGGAGAGAAGAUCUGUAGAGAGGUUGGAGAGAAGAUCUGUAGAGAGGGUGGAGAGAAGAUCUGUAGAGAGGGUAGAGAGAAGAUUGGCGCAACUUGUUACCCUGCCCAAUAGUGUCCAGUGAUUUAAAGAUUUCUUUUUUAUGUACAAGUUUAUUCACUUAAUUUAGAAUUUAAGAUCAUAUUAAUGCCCAUUAUUAUUUUUAAAAAUGUUAUUUUAGUUUGAAGAUCCUAUUUAAGGAUUAAGAAAAAAAACUGAAACUUUUAAAGCUGCACCCAUACAUAACUGUAGCAUAUCAAGUGAUUGUUACUGCACCAUUACAACAUGUUUGAGAUACACAGGCUUUUAAUUGUGUUUCUAUAUGCCAGUUGAUUUUUGAAGAGCCAUUAAAAUGUACUAAUAGCUACAUUUUAGAUCAAACCAUAGCUCACAUAUUUUUAAACUUAGAUCUAGAGAACAGAAGCUCUCCAGAUAGAAAAGUUUAUAUUUCAGAACCCAGCAACUGAGCAAGUGAAUAAUUAUUGGCCAAGCUUACAGCUGUGAUAAGAUUGUUACAUAACUUGAAAAGAUUUAAUUAUUGUGUUUGUAUUGUCCUAUAUUUGUACACAAAAAAACAAGAGCUUUAUGAAAGAUGUAUUUUACAUUUUAAAAAGAAAAUAAUGACAAAUAUGAUUUCUGCUUAUUGUGGUAGCUUUAAAAUUUCGCUUUUUUCAACACACUAAGCAGAAAAAUACCAUAUGCAUUAAUUAGUUUAAUGUUAUGUAUUUGUUAAUUUUUUUUUAAACAAAAUUUUUAAAAAUUAUACAUCUCAACAUUUUUAAUACAAUGUUAGUUAAAUAUACAUGCAUAUAUCAUUAAUACAAGACUUAAGACAUCUUUUUUGGUCAAUUAUUCAUUAUGUCUGCUGUUAUACCAAGUACAUUUUAAUACAGAUAACUAAAUAUCUCUUUUUGAUUUUCACCAAUCUAAAAUGUACAAAACAACAUAAAAUAAGCAACAGGAUAGGCUUGGCUGAAAAUAGAAAUGCAUUUUAUCAGUCUUCAGUUGUAGUAAAUAAAAGACUAACUUAUAGGCAGAAUUGGUCAUUAUAAUUUUUAAAUCUUGAUUUUAGUAACUGACACACACAUAUUUACAAAUAAAACAAAUAACAGUCCUAUGUAGCACAAUGUAUAUAACAUUACGUCUGUACCUAAUUUUUAAAUUAAACUUCCGACAAUAAAAUCUAGAACAAAAACUUAUGUCAUCUCAACUAGAUGCAUAUCAUUGCUAUGAAAACCACUUUCAUUUUUGAUUAGUUUUGAGCUGGUUGUUAGGAAUCUUUAAAAUAUAACUAACAAAAUUAAUAAUUCUGAUCUGGUAAUAAACUGCACAUUUGUAUCG
Physella acuta is the source of this 4143-nucleotide messenger RNA. RefSeq names its product mucin-5AC. The record is from RefSeq and is a predicted model, not a curated record. Gene Ontology annotation, cellular component: plasma membrane. Gene Ontology annotation, biological process: homophilic cell-cell adhesion. NCBI's taxonomy places the organism in Eukaryota, Metazoa, Mollusca, Gastropoda, Physidae. Gene Ontology annotation, molecular function: calcium ion binding.